This is a messenger RNA of Lobosporangium transversale, 1833 nucleotides long. RefSeq lists its product as hypothetical. The record is from RefSeq and is a predicted model, not a curated record. Bases 1 to 1833 code for a protein of 610 amino acids. Lineage: Eukaryota; Fungi; Mortierellomycota; Mortierellomycetes; Mortierellales; Mortierellaceae. The transcript is spliced from 2 exons.
AUGGUCUCAAUCAAUAUUUGCUACGGCAAUGAUACCGCGGUCAGCCAGUUCGAUAACAAAAUUGGAGGCGAUGCAUCUAUUGCCGUUAGAUUACUCUACGGAUAUUUUAUCAGUAACAAAGACUCCGAUAGCAAACCCGUUGACUUUUUUCUGCAAAAGCAAGGCAUCAAUCUACUCUCCGUGAGCAGAGCCAUAGAGGUUAUUCAUGCUGAUAUUAUCAGACGAGGCACACCCACUAACAAUCCGAUUGUGCUGGUCAUCAGCAUCGACGAAGUGAAUCAUUUACACAAUGCUUACCCAGGUACUCUUCGAGAAGUUGUGAAUGCUAUUGGGAAACUGAGCUUGAGGACCAUAGAGCCUUUUUGUAUCCCUAUUAUGGCAGGUACAAUCCAAGGACCCAUCGAAAAAAUGGUCAUGGGAUCAACAUAUCGUAUCCUACACCUACCUCUUCCUCUUCUUACUGACGACGACGUGAUCGAAAUUGGCCGUAGGCUUCCUCUGACUAUAGACGGUAAGGCUCUGCAUCUGACUGAAGACUACCUAAAGCAUGAUAUACUGUUCCGCCGUAGUAUUGCAGACAUCGGUGGAGUGGCAAGGGCUGUGGAGCAUUUCUAUGAACACUUUGUGAAUCGCUUAAAGAAAUUAAAGAAGAUCCCUGACAGGGCUGAGGAACUUACGGAAUGUCUGCGCAAUGUCGAUAUCAUGGCCGUUAUGCAGAGCCUGGCAGUUCGUUUAGACACACUUUAUCCUUUUGGGGACUACGUGGAGUUCAUGACACCUGUAGUGGCAAGGGCCAUUCUUGGUAUCCCAGUCAAAAUGAAUAAUACCAUUGGAGGUGGCACGACCUAUAAAGAUCUCAGGACAACUGGCCUAAUAAAUCUGGAACGAGCUGAAGAGUAUGACAUGUACCAUAUACGUAUCCCAUAUUUGUGGCUGGUUUUAUUGGUCAAAGCUUCCACGAGGAGUGAAUCCGAGUCGCCUUUGAAGUACUGGACCACUUUUAUCGAUCCAAAGCAAGAUGUCUCCUGGGCAGGCUGGGAACACUUCAAUAUGAAGUUCUUGGCUCUACGUCUAUGCCUUUUCUCUUACCUCGGAAAACAGACUGUGACUCUGCAGGAACUUUUUGCAGGUGCUGAAUUUGAUCCCGAGUUUCCAGAGCUUAAAGUUGAAAUUCCAGACCACCGCAAUGUUACAGUGCAUCAAUUGCUCGAAACAUUCCCUGAGCACGAGAUCGCAAAGGAUGUGGACGGCAUGGAGCAUACUGACUUCCUUCAAGAGUUUCACAAGGUAUUUGUUAAUGGCAAAGGCGCCCCAGCUGACGGCUUUAUGCAAUUGCGUUUACAGGACAGAAGAGACAUUGCGUCUUUGUGUCUGCUUUGUCAAAUGAAAUGGGCCGAAGAGAAGGAUUCAAAGGAGUCUAGACCUAUCAACCAAACAACAAUUGACGAGGAAAUUACAAAGAUUGUCGUCGAAGUGAAGGAAGUUCUUAAGGAACGAUGUCCAUCCUUGGAAUGUGCCUUUGGUAUCUUUUCAAAUCGAUGUGAGUCUUCCUCAAGAAUGGGGCUUCACUCCCAUACAUUCAUGGUACACAAAGGAAACUUCCGGGAUUACUAUGGACACACGUCUGCAGGUCGUGCACAAUUCUCAGCCUUUUCCAGACUGUACAUCAAUUCAGCGCCUGAGCACCAUAUCAAGCAUAUUCCUGCAGUUGGGGAGAAAAUCUGUAAAGAAAUCAUGAACGAGCGGAAGAAGCGACGAUUUGGGGAUGAAGAAGAUUUUAAGAAAAGGAUGAAGAUGUUUCCAGAAAAUGAGUUAGCGUCACUUUUAUUCUAA